Messenger RNA from Trachemys scripta elegans, 3294 nucleotides. RefSeq names its product centrosomal protein 112 (gene CEP112). NCBI's taxonomy places the organism in Eukaryota, Metazoa, Chordata, Testudines, Emydidae. The coding region runs from base 107 to 2965 and encodes 952 amino acids. The transcript has 27 exons. The record is from RefSeq and is a predicted model, not a curated record.
UCCCCCCCCCGUGCGAAAUCCCAGCAGCGGGGUGCGAAGGUGGUUAAAGCUCUCGAAAUCGUGGGGGAAAUCACCGGUCAUCACACGGUUGGCUGUUAAGUGCACAAUGAGUAGUGAAGAGGAAACAUGGGAGAAGUUGGAUGCGGAAUUUGAUCACUAUGUUGUAGAUAUGAAGCCGUUUGUGUUAAAAUUACCACAUAAAUCAGAACGUCAGAGAUGUGCGCUCUGGAUUAAAAAACUCUGCGAGCCCUCAGGAGCAGGUGCAGGAAUUAUGGGUAGAAAGAAUCGGAACUUGUAUGCAAAAUUGUUGCUGCAUAUGCUGAAACGAGGAAUUCUAGAAGGCCCUUUUACACAUAAACCCGAACCUGGAAUAUUGAAAACCUUGCCGUCAUAUAUGUCAAUCUAUUUUGAUGAACCAAAUUCAACGAGAGCACAGAGUGGUAGCCCAGAAGCUUUACCUGACUGGGUCAUGGGAGAACUAGGAACAAGUGAAUUGAAAUUGGAGGAAUCAUGGAAAUUCUCUUCUAGAGAGGAGUCAGCUUUGGUAGCAUCACCACUUGCUCACAGGGAAAGAUACAAGUAUAAUGGGAAGCUAGCGUUAAGGUCACAUUCUAUGAGUCCACCUCACCGGUCAGAUGAGGACAACUGUGCCAUGCAGACGCCUGGAGAUCAACACAAAAAACCCAUUUCUUUGGACGACAGUGAUCUUGAAGUUCGUCUCAAUAGUUGGAAUCUUGGGCUAGAAAAUCCAAGAUAUUUGCGAGAGAAGCCCAUACCUCUGUCUCUGAUGACACCCAAAAUGGGCUUGGGAAAAAUUAGCACUUUUCGGGAUGAACAGUCACUGUUUCGCAUGCACGAAAAAGAGCUGGAGAUGAAAACAAAAAUAAUGGAAGCUAAAUUUCAUGAAGAAAAGCUUAAAUUACAGCAGAAGCAUGAUGCUGAUGUUCAGAAGAUUUUGGAUAGAAAGAAUAAUGAAACUGAGGUAUUGAAGACCCUCUACAAAACUAAACAGAAUGAAGCUGAGGAGACUAUUAGGAAGCUAGAGAAGAAAGUUCAGACCCUUGUUCGCGAGUCACAAGUCGUCAGAGAGACUAAGGAAAAGCAGAUUAUGGAGUUAAAGAAGUUGUGUGAGCAAAGCACAGAUUCUUUGAACAAUGACUGGGAGAAAAGGCUCCAUAAUGCUGUGGCAGAAAUGGAAAAGGAAAAAUUUGAUCUUCAGAAGAAACACACAGAAAAUAUCCAAGAACUGCUUGAGGACACAAAUGCACGUCUUAGUAAAAUGGAGACAGAGUACUUGGCACAGACAAAGGCAACUAACCAGGUGGUCAAAGAACUGGAGGCCCGUGUCCAGCAGCUGACUGUAGAGGCUGAAAGUAGUAAUUUACAGCGUCAGAAAUUAUCUCAAGAAAAGACUGAUCUAGAGCAAUGCUACCAAGCAGUAUGCACUGAACUGCAGGAGGUGAAAUCAAGGUGCAGCUCCCUUCAGAAAGAGAAGGAUCGCGUAAUACAAGAUUAUGAACAGAAUAUUCAGCAACAACAAAACAAAUAUGAUAUUGACAUAAAUUUUAUGAAACAGGAACAUGCUCUCUCAGCAGCUAAGGCAUCUGAUGUGAUUGAAGAAUUAGAACAAAGUGUGUCUGAAUUAAAACAACAGUUACAAGAAUCAGAACAUCAAAGGCAGCAACAGCUGAGGGAUCAAGAACACAAAUUUCAACAGGAAAAACUUCAUUUAGAGCGGAUUCAUGAAAAAAAGAUUCAUGGCUUCCAAAAUGACCUUGAUAAAGAGAGAGGGGAUGCUCAAAAGAAAAUUCGCAAACUGGAAGAGGCUUUGAAGGAGAAGGAGGAGCAGCUGACUCGGGUGACAGAGGUACAGAGGCUGCAGGCCCAGCAGGCAGAUGCUGCCCUGGAGGAGUUUAAGCGGCAGGUGGAGCUGAACUCAGAAAAAGUCUAUGCUGAAAUGAAACAGCAGAUGGAAAAGGUGGAAUCAGAUCUAAGCAGAUCAAAAUCUCUCCGUGAAAAGCAGUCAAAAGAAUUCUCUUGGCAGUUGGAAGAACUCAAACAAAGAUAUGAGCAACAGAUAGUAGAGCUGAAGCUGGAGCAUGAACAGGAGAAGACGCACCUAUUCCAGCAGCACAACACAGAGAAGGAUUGCCUGGUCCGAGAUCACGAACGUGAAAUUGAAAAACUGGAAAAACAGCUCCGCGCUGCCAUGACGGAGCACGAGAAUAAAACGCAAGAAUGCAGGAAACGAGAUGCACAGAUUAUCCAUGAUAUGGAGGCCCAAAUCCACAAGCUGAGAGAAGAGCUUAUUCAGGUAAAUGCUCAGCGGAAGCAGCAGUUGGUAGAGCUUAGCCUUCUGCGGGAAGAAGAAAAGCAGAGGGCUGCUCGGGAUCACGAGACUGCCGUGAAUAAGCUUAAAGCAGAGUCGGAAAAGAUGGCCUUAGACCUGAAAAGGACACAUGCUGCAGAGACCGAGAUGACAUUGGAAAAGGCCAACAGCAGGUUGAAGCAGAUUGAAAAGGAAUACAGUCAGAAGUUGGCCAAAUCUUCACAGAUCGUAGCUGAACUUAAGACAACCAUUUCCUCUCUGACAGAGGAAAGCAGCCGGCAGCAGCUUGCUGCAGAAAGGCGGUUCCAGGAUGUUGUACAAAAGUUUGAAGAUGAGAAGCAGCAGAUGAUUAGAGAUAAUGACAGAGCAAUCAAGGCUUUACAAGACGAAAUGGAAAAUUAUUGCAAUCAGGUACGGUCUACAGAAAAAAAGCUGCAGCACAAGGAGUUGGAGACACAGGAACAGGUGACAUACAUACGACAAGAAUAUGAAACCAAACUCAAAGGUCUGAUGCCAGCAUCUUUGAGAAAGGAACUCGAAGACACCAUUGCAUCUUUAAAAUCUCAGGUAAACUUUCUGCAGAAGAGAGCAUCUGUCCUACAAGAAGAACUGAAUGUGUACCACACCAGAAGGUAACUGCUGGAGCAGAGGAAAUCGUUCAAGUGACAAAUGGACAACUUUCAGCAGGUUUGAAGAUUUGGAUCUUGUCAAUUAAACUGUGAGAUCAGUGGCUGUUUUGUUAGCACAGAAAAUGUAAUUAAGCUCAUGAAAGCACAUCCAUCCUUCAUGCCAGUAUUUUUUGAGUUGUAUCUUACUUGAAUUAUUUUUUACCAUUAUCUUAUUACAGAUUUACAAUUUUGGUAUACUAAGUGUGUUUGUGUGUGUGCUCAAUUUACUUAUUGCGAGACUAAAUUCCCUUGACUAUUGAUUUUGCUAUUAUUUCCUAAUAUCAUUUUUAUUCAAUU